Molecule: messenger RNA, 3996 nt
Organism: Parnassius apollo (apollo)
Lineage: Eukaryota; Metazoa; Arthropoda; Insecta; Lepidoptera; Papilionidae
Source: the annotation of a GenBank genome assembly
AUGGUGCAGCUGCUGAUGGAGCGCAAGGCGCGCGUUCCCGUCGCUGACAGCCGCGGCGACACCGCGCUGCACAUCGCCAUGCGCGCGCGCUCCAAGCAAAUCGUAGAAAUCCUUUUAAGGAACCCGAAGAACAGCCAACUGCUAUACAAACCUAACAAAAUGAACGAAACGCCGUACAACAUCGACAUGAGCUACAACAAGACCAUCUUGGGCCAGAUAUUCGGCGCACGUAAAUUGAACACGAAUGAAGAUAACGAGAACAUGCUCGGCUACGAGCUGUACAGUGCGGCUUUGGCUGAUAUGCUAUCAGAGCCUAGUCUUUCAGUGCCGAUUACAGUGGGUUUGUUUGCUCGCUGGGGGUCUGGCAAGUCGUUUUUACUUAACAAAUUAAGGGAGGAGAUGAAGAACUUUGCGCGGCAAUGGAGCGAGUCGGGGUGGGCAUGGUCAUGGGCGGUGGCGUGGGGCGCGUGGCACGGCGCGCUGGCGCUGGGCGGAGUGGCCGCCCUUGCCGGAGCGCCGCCGCACCUCGCCGCUGGACUCGCGUUCGUGCUCUUCGCCGCCGCUUACUUGGCCGCCUACCUGCUCUGGCACCUCGGCAACAGGUACGAGUGGUGGUGGGCUGGCGGUAUGAUGUCAAAUCUGGGCCGCCGGUUUAACUCGCUGUUGUUGGUUUUACAAGUAGUCUUCUGUCACCCGCCCGGACCGAACGAUCCACGCGCGCUUCCAGCUACUCCUAUAAGGUUCCACUUCACGGAGGGCAUGAAGAGCGGCGCGGGGCAGGAGGGCGAGGCGAUGGUGGUGCAGAUGAUCGGCAGCCUGGCCGAGGCGCUGGAGAGUCAGUACGGCCGCGUGUGCACGCGCCUCGCGCGCGCCUUCACGCCCAAGCCCGUCUCCUCCACAUCCGGCUGGAGGUGGAGGCGAGCGUGUUGCAUUCCUCACAUCGUAACAUUUGAAAUAAUCUUCACAUGUCUGCUCGUCGGCCUGUGCGUGCUUAUCAUGUACUUAACUGAAACGGACGCCGAUCAGCAACGGCGUAACCUGCAGCAGGGGCUGGUGAUCGCCGCAUGCGCGGUGGGUGGCGCGGCGCUGCUGGCCAACGCGUACAGCGCGGCGCGCGCGCUCGCCUCGCUCGCACUACCGCCGCGCGCCCGCCUCACGCGCGCGCUGCGCCGUGACGCGCACGCGCUGGCGCUGCGUCCCGAGGUGCAGGCGCUCACCGACAUGGUGUCGUGCUUGGAUGCGUUCACCGGGCAACAGACGCGGCUGGUGGUAGUGGUGGACGCUCUCGACAGUUGUGAACAGGAGAAAGUCCUCGCCUUACUUAACGCCGUUCACGCACUUUGCUCUGAUCCCAAAAGCCCCUUUAUUCUGCUGUUGGCUAUUGAUCCACACAUUAUUAGCAAGGCGGUAGAAAUAAACAGCAAGCGUGCGUUCUCGGAGAGCAACAUAGGCGGAUGGGACUACUUACGAAACAUGGUGCAAUUACCCUUCUACCUACAAAACUCGGCGCUACGCAGAGUCAAGACCGCCCAGCAGACCGCCGCCAAGCGCAUGCAGUCCAUUGCAGCUGACGAUUUUUCUACUUCGUUGCAGAGAUCAGUAUCGGCUCGGCGACUAUCGUCCACGUCCGAGCUGAUGACGAGCCAGGAGCGCAUAAAGGGGCAGGCGACUAAGGAGAGCGCUCGCGCGCGUCGGCUGCGGCCGUCGGAGUCGCUGGCGUCGUCCGUGGCGUCGGGCCUGCACCGCGCCAUGCCCAGCGCCGGCGCCGCGGACCUCGGCCGCGUGCUGCUCACCGACGACUACUUCAGCGACGUCAACCCGCGCAGCAUGCGCCGCCUCAUGAACGUGCUCUACAUCACUGGACGAUUGCUGAAGGCCUUCCAAAUAGAAUUCAACUGGUACCAACUAGCGUCGUGGGUCAACUUGACGGAACAGUGGCCUUUCCGUACUUCAUGGAUUAUUUACCAUCACGAAACCUAUGAAGAACACAUAGACGAUUCAACUUCGUUAAAACAUAUUUUUGAGAAAGUGAAGCCGGCGCUGGGGCGCGCGCGCGAGGCGGGCGCACUGCAGGAGCUGGACCGCGACGAGCGCAAGCUGGAAGUGUUCCUCGCCUUCCAUCGCGCCACGCUCACCGCCGCCGACCUCAAGAUCUUCCUGCCCUUCACCAUCAACCUAGACCCCUACAUCAAGAAAGUUAUCAAAGAAGAACAGCUACAGACUGGAGCGGAAGAAGAAACGCUAGUAGCGACUCUACCUUGGGGUCAACAAAACAUGCGCCAUCCACAUUCCAAGUUGUUGCCCGGGAAAAAACAGAGGAUGACGGUCGGACAGCCGCUGGGCCCGAACCCGGCGCCGCCGCUGUGGGUGGGCUGGGCGAACACACAGUACACGCAACUGUCACAAAUGCCGCAAAUGCAACAAAUGUCACAAAUUCCACAAACCGGACCGCCGCUAGCCGCCAACCCCAUCACAUUGCUAAAAACUGCUUUCCCGAAUCUGGGAGACGUGGGCGCGGUGCGGCUGUCGACGCUGAGCGCGGAGCGCGCGGGCGCGCUGGUGCGCGCGGCGCUGGGGUCGGCAGGCACGGCGGCGGCGCGCGCUCUGCUGCACCACCACGUCAGCGGGCUCGUGCUCGCCGCCUGCCACCUCGACGAACUCAAACCGAUUCUAGACUUGCCAUUCGGUGACUGGGAAUUAUUCAAAUUGCUCAUUACAAACCUUCGAGAACUGGAAGCAGGAUUGCCUCUUAAUACCCCCGCUGUGCAAGUAAUUCCUGAGAAAUCUACUGAAACAGAAACAGAACCAGUGAAGCCACGAUCCGUGUUAGAACAUCAGCGCAGUCGUCCAUCUAAUGUUGAAAAACAGGUGACCCUGGAGGAACAGAUGAUCUGCGGCGCGCUGCAGACGCUGAACGAGGAGGCGCUGGAGGACGUGCUGCAGUCGGAGCCGGCGCCGCAAGAGGAGGAGAGCGCGGCACAGGUGCGCCUAGCGCGCAGCGGCGGCUCGUGGGCGGGUAGCGUGGCGGGUGGCGGGGCAGGCGGCGAAGCAGGCGCCGCCGGCCGCGACCCUUCCAUCCUAAAGAGCAGCAGCUUCCGCACACGCCGCCAUGCCGACCCGCCCGCCGUCACCUUCAACGUAGAGAACGAGGAGGACUCUGACGACGGCCAGAUCACGUUCAGCGCUCCGCCGCGGCCCGCCGUGCACUACCGCGCGCACGCGCACGAGCCGCCGCGCUCGCGGCCCUCGUCGCUGCUCGUUGCCGGCGACGAGCCGCACGAAGCCGACGACCGGCUCACCACGCGCUCCCGAUCGGUAGACGACUCAACCAAAACGGGCUCGCCGAUCGUCGACCUCAAGCUCAGGAGCCUCAAGAGGACGGCGGAAAUAUUGAAGAAGGUCGGCUCCGCAGAGCGGUUGACGCGGUUCAAGGACAAGCUGAUGUCGCGCGGCAACGGGUCGCGCGAGCGGAGUCCGUCGCGCGAGGACGCCGGAAGCGACGACGAGUCCGCGCCGCUCGUCGGCUCGCCGACGACCGUCGCCUCCGCUUCGGAAAUUCGACGCGACGCUUCGACACGAUCGUCCAGUUCCAACUCUUCCCCGCUUGUCGCCUCCUCGCACUCCAGGACGUAUCUGACGUCACCGACCAAAACACCGAUCGGAGUGGACUGCAGAGAUCGUAGCUUACAAGACGUCACUGCGAGUACAGAUUUUUCCCCGCGAUCGGAUAUCACCGACUUGGAAUCACCGCGCGAAUGUGCAACCGAAUUUGAUCACUUGCCGGUAUGUAAGUCGGGAGAUGAAAAAUUUAUGGUAAAAACGGAAACGCGCAUUGAACGGCAGGACAGCGGUACAUCUAUCUCAAAUAUGGUAGAACCAUACAACAUGUUUUUACUAGCCCAUGGAACGUCAGAAAAUUCCCGAACUCUUUGGCGACAGAAUGCGCUCGACUCUGGUCCACCGUGGCCAUGGGAUGAACCAGAUUCCGCAGUUUGA